AUGUCAAAUGUUGCAGAAAAAAAUCUGUUUAAAGAAAAAGAUAUUCGCGGAACUUCAGUCGCACCAGUAACUCCUAUUAGAAUGAAGCCGUCAACAAUGAACUGGUUAAUGAACCGUGGUUUUGCGGCAGUGGCACCACGAGUGUUACGACCACUAACACUGAGACCACCGACACCACUACCACUGGAACAGCAAUCACUAGGACCACAGCCGCAAUCAUUGGAAUCGGGACCACUAGUAACGCGACCAUUGGUAUCGUCGCUACCACAGGAACCUCGACCACUCAAACUGCUACUUCCCAAUGUUCCUCUGAACAUGGAUAUGAAUUCUGCUGCAAUGCCUAACUUUCCAAUAUACAAUUAUAUGCCAGCUUUGAUUGACGAAAAUCAUUUCCGACGCCGUCGUCAGAUUCACACAAAUGUAACAAAUUCUACAUGGACUCCAUCUGAGUCAUUGCUUAGCACUGUCAACAAUCCUCAGCCUGGAAUGGAAAUUACCAAUAUUACUUACAUGGAUCCAACUGGUGGAAGCAUGAUAGUAACACGUCGCGGUCAGGAUGGUGGGUUGGACGUUCGUAUGGUUUACUCCCGUGAAUUCAUUAUUGCUGCGUCUGCCAGUCCACUCGCAUUGCUGCCACCUGCUAACUUCCGCAACAUGGUUCUUAAUAUGAUGGAAAUUAUCCCGAAAUUCCCGACGAGUUAUUACAAUAACAUUUCUCGGGAUUCCAUAUAA
Molecule: messenger RNA, 732 nt
Organism: Brugia malayi
Lineage: Eukaryota; Metazoa; Nematoda; Chromadorea; Rhabditida; Onchocercidae
Exons: 3
Coding region: 1-732 (243 amino acids)
Source: RefSeq, a predicted model, not a curated record